Menidia menidia (Atlantic silverside) is the source of this 4299-nucleotide messenger RNA. Lineage: Eukaryota; Metazoa; Chordata; Actinopteri; Atheriniformes; Atherinopsidae. The record is from the annotation of a GenBank genome assembly.
AUACAUAUUGUGCUGGAGGAAAGGUACAUGGGUGAGAGCACAAAUCCAUGUGAACAAGUUAUCCAAAUCAUUACAAAGGAUGUGACAAAUGCAAGUUUAGAGAUAACAGUGAGCACAGGCCAUUCAUCAUUGUACGUUUUCAUUAAAUUUUUUAUAUUGUAAAAUGUUUUUAAUCAAGAAAGUAACCCUGAAUUUAGUUAACUCGACCAUCUUAUUUAUUACUCAGUAACUUACUCUACUCUGGCGUUGUGGUGAUCUGACGUCGUGGAAUGACAUCACACAGGAACCAGUGAAGAAAGCCUGACAAAUCAAGAUGGCGACCUACACCGAAUCAGGAAAGAGGUUUCAGUUUAAAUAAAACUGAUCCCGAAGUCAGUUUUAACAAGAGUGUCAGCGCAGUUGGGCGUCGUUCGGUUUUUGACAGGACAAGACGGAGCAGAUACUGAUCCUCUAAAUGGCUGCGAGGAAGUCUGGAACAGAUGCACACAACAAUGGACCCAUCAGCUACCUUGAUGACGUUCCCUUCAAGAUAAAUGAUAAAUUUCGCUGUCCAGCCAAAGUGGGAUUGCCUGUCGGCUUUUGUAUGCCAAACACGGGGUCCUUUCUUGCGGACAUGCGGUAUGACUUUACAUUGGAGAGGCGAAGUGUACGCUGGGGGAUAGAGCUUGCUGAAGCCAGAGCUGCAGAGGCCAGAGCAGAAGAGGCAGCAGCCAAGCGGGAAGCAGAGAACCAGGAGUCUUUGGCCAAAGGCCAGGACAUUGAUGGUGGUGUAGGGAAAAUACCCAGAUCUACUACAGAGGACCAGGAUCUUCUUCCACCAGCGCUGAACCCCGUUCUGGCAGGGCUGAGCCACAAUGCCAUCCUCACUCCACUGCCUGCCCCAAGCCUUGGCCCCAGAAAAACUCAGCCUAGCAUCCCUCAGCCACACAGCCUCAACCUAGCAGACUUCGAACGAGAAGAAGACCCCUUUGACAAGCUAGAACUUAAAACAUUGGAUGAUAAGGAAGAGCUAAGAAGCAUCCUACAGAGUCAGCCCCAACCUCAUUCCCAGCCUCAACCACCUCCAGCUGUGUCUGAACCAGAGGCCUCACAGCAGCAGUCAGCAUCUCGUGGAAACAGCCCAUCUCCACCCAGCACCAACAACAGCCUCUCUGUCAAACCAGGCUUUGCCCACAAACCCAAUGGGUUAGUUGCCUUGCUGGAAAUGGACAGAGUUGGGCAUCCUGGAAGAGUAGGCUUUGAUACUGACGAUCGGCCAUGUAACAUCCGCUCUUUGACUUUUCCCAAACUUUCUGAUUCUGGUGACCCCGAGCCAAUUAAUUACAGUCCACUCCCUGUAGCCCUUCCUGUACUGCGACAGAGACUACCCAAUGGCAGCCCGCCAACCCCACCAAAAACACAAGUUAUUGUUGCCCCAGAACCACUCACCUAUAACGAGAAUGGCACACCAAAGCCGGCCAACCCAGGGUCAGUAUGCUCUGGUCUGCCGUGUGGUGGAGCUCUUCUCAGCAUGACACCCAGUGAACGUCAGUGUGUGGAAACACUUGUGGGCAUGGGCUACUCCUAUGAAGGAGUCCUACGGGCCAUGCAUAGACAAGGACAGAAUGUGGAGCAGGUACUGGAUUACUUGUUCAUUCAUGGCCGUCUGUGUGAUCGGGGGUUUGAUGCAAGUGCAGUAGAAGAAUGUUUAGAGAUGUACCAGUGUUCAGAAGAAAAGGCCUUGCAGUUUCUUGAGCUCAUGUCAAGAUUUGGUGAAAUGGGAUUUGAGCGGGAUGCCAUCAAAGAGGUGCUUCUAGUCCACAACAAUGAUCAGGACAAGGCACUGGAGGAUCUGAUGGCGCGUGCCACAGCUAGCUGAGCCAAGUCAGUCAGCUAACCAAAGCUCUGCCCGGGGCACGUUUCCUGCUAUCAUCCAACAGCCCUUUUCCCUUUGCCUACCUUAUAUUACCACGCCCUGACCUUGCUGUGGAAGUGACAGCGGGGAAACUAUUUCUCUUUGUGCUAAUACAUUUUAUGUCUCAGCACUUCAGAAAGUUGUGUGCCUAGAUUGGAGGGACCUGAACUGUAACAUUACCUUGUGGUUGUCCCGGGACUUGGUACUACUAGUUUAUCCAAGAAGAGGAUGAAUAACUGAGCCGAGAGGGAUAAACUGGAAGAUUUGGGGCCAUGGCAUUCAGAUGCCAUACUGAAAUCCUUCCUCUAGGAAGUGUUUAACUGAAAGACGGUGAAACUGCAGAACUGAAAGGGGAGAAACCAGAGACCGGUUCUGCGAACAUCAUCGAAAGAACAGUCUGAACUUUGGAAACUCCCAAACAACUAAGCUGCCAUCUUCCACUGCUCAAUGCAGACCUACAACGUGCUGGUGGGGAUCGAAAGGGCCCUAGACGGGGCUCUCUAAACCUCAACCUGUUUGCAGUGAAAGAAAACAUAGAAGGCACAGCCUCCAGACGGAGCUGACUCUCAAAAAGUGCCCUCUGAGCUGUUGUGCCCUGCACCUAUUUCUGUUUUACGUUGUGCUUUCAUUUAUUCAUGUUUCUGUUCAUUUUUGGCACUUUUACAUGUCAGUUUAAGGUUUCCAUUUCUUUGCUUUCUGUUUUAGGAUUUCUGUAAUAGAUGUUUAAUCAUUACAAUUCAGACGAUGAGUACUACUAGUCCAUUGUACUCUUUGACCUGCACUGGAGUAUCCUGCUACCAUAGGGGGAGAUGGAAAGAGUUACUCUGGGGGAAAUUUAGAAUGAUCCCAGGGCUCCUUGUCAUUAACGUGUCGCAUACUGCACAGGCACAAAAGUUUCCUAAUUCACAUCUAUUUAAACAUAGUACACUGACACUUUGAUUUACAAAUAAAGAGUUUGAUACAAUAUUGUAAGAUACGUUAACAAGUGUGAUGCUAUAAACUGUUGUGAACGUUUGUUUGCAGAAUGAGUGAGUGGUUAAAAAAAAAAAAAGAAAAGCAAGUUGUAAGUGAGGGUUGUUUUGGCAGCCACAUCACAGUGCAAUAGAGACAUUUCAUGUGACUUUUAACUGGCACUUUGAGCCUCAAAUAAUUGUUGGAAUAAGCAGAAUGGUAUUUAAGCUUAGAUGGUAAUUUGAUUGAAAGUAGAGAAGGUUUGAUUUGUCAUUCAUUCUGUUAUUGGAGUUCAGACCACAAAAUAUAAUCAAACCUGACUUUGGAUUGUUGAUUGUCCAUUUCUUUUCCCAUCUCAUGUGUAUUCAUUUCAAUUUGGUUGGCAUCUCCACAGUCCUAAAUGCAAAAUUAAGAAGUAAAAAUGUUAAACACAUUUCCUGAUUUUGAAUGGAUGCAGUUAUAUAGAAGCCGAGCAGGGUUCUUUUUUUUCCUUCCUCUUUUUUAAUGUGACAACGGACCUCUUGAGUUCAUUGUGUAAAAUGCCUGUCUGCUCAUUUGCAACUUGGGCAAAGUUAGUUAAGAUUUCUAUGAUCUUGAGCUCUGUGGUUUUUGUUAGGGAUUGUGAGAGGCAUGGUCACAGAUUAAGGGCUUAAAGUUGGUGAAAAUGUGACUGAAAACUGGCACAUUUCGCCUGGGGCUUUGUAGUCCACUGUUCACAUGUUAGGAAAACCUUUCUAACAACCAACCUGGUUGAGAACAAAGUGGUGAAAUUGUGCUUUAUUGCCAAUUUGCUUAAUUUGCUUGAUAAAAAUAGAGGUGGGGUAAUUGUUUGCAGAACAUAAACUGCAAAUAUGAAAGGUGAUGGCAGGAAAUUCCCUCCCUGAGCCACUCACACUCUGAGACACGCUGCCGCAGAAGGUUAUUCAUGUCCAUAUCAACAUGCCAGAGUUGCUAAAGUGAACCAGCCAGCGCUGAAUGUCUCACACAUUCUUAGUGUGACUGACAACUGUUUGGCAGAAAUGUUUUUAUUUGACCUUCCUUUUGUAAUUACUGUGAAAGGAUGAUAGACUUACCUAAGUGAAGCUCACAAAAGUGUUAUUGUCUCCAUGCUUGACUAAAGAGUGGUUUCGAAGUUCAUGAGUCAGGGCCUAUCAUUCGAUGUAAAUGUCUGGACCUCCUCUAGCUGAUCCGCCUUCUCAGUUUCUUCUGAGCUUUGAGUUGGACUUGCUCCACAUUAUCAGGGGAUGGGAUGGUUAAGGAUUUAUACAUUAAAUCAUUUUUUGACCUGCUACAUGAUUAAUGAAAUGUCAACUGUUUCAGUGGUACACCGAAAUGGUGGUGAGCUCUGCGUUCCUUCAACUCAUGAUAUAAUUUCCAAAAUGCCACGUUUCCUUGUGAAUUAUUUGGAAAAUUCACACGAUUAAAUGUGCAUUUCUUUCCACUGCUCAGACUGU